This is a messenger RNA of Penicillium paradoxum, 822 nucleotides long. RefSeq names its product E3 ubiquitin-protein ligase MARCH. Lineage: Eukaryota; Fungi; Ascomycota; Eurotiomycetes; Eurotiales; Aspergillaceae. The transcript has a single exon. The record is from RefSeq and is a predicted model, not a curated record. Bases 1 to 822 code for a protein of 273 amino acids. Gene Ontology annotation, molecular function: zinc ion binding.
AUGGCAGACACACAGAAUUACCCUCCACGGGUCUGUCGCAUCUGCUUAGAGAGCGUGCUGCCCACUUUUCAACCCUCGGAAUUUCUCCAGAAGCCUCGAGUGGUUUAUGAAUCAUCCGAUCCAGAAUCUGGCCGUCUGUUAAGUCCUUGUCAAUGCAAAGGCUCCUCGCGUUAUGUCCACGAGGGCUGCCUGCAGUCAUGGCGCCAUGCGGACCCCAGCUAUGGGAGAAGGAACUUUUGGCAAUGUCCCACGUGCGGCUUCCAGUAUCGGUUGGAACGUCUAACCUGGGCACGGUGGAUCAGUAGUGCCACUGCUCAACUAAUUCUCACAAUCGGCAUUCUGUUUUUAACCGUAUUUCUACUUGGAUUCAUUGCUGACCCCAUCAUUGAUUUUUACCUGGGCCCCGUGGAUGUUUACACUGAAUUGGUCGAGGAAGAUGCGUCCUGGUUAGAACACUUCCUUAAAGGGCUAGCAUCCUUGGGUCUGUUGUCAUUCCUGAAGGCAAUCUUCGCGCUCUCGCCUUUUCCUUGGAACCUACGGUCUGUGGCCUCAGGCCGCAAUUCAGGCCGUAACCGGGCCGCGCAGUUGAACUGGUUAGUGAUUAUGGUUGGCAUCGGUACCUUCCUAUGGGUAUGUGUGGUCACUUGUUGGAUAUCCGACCUAGCUAAUCGCAUCCAGGCUGUCUACAAAGGCGUCCGAUCAUGGAGUAGGCGCACUUUAGAGAAGGCUGGCGAACGUGUUAUGGACGUUCCCCUGCCAGGUGAUCAGAGUGAUACAGAUGUCCCACCAGGUGAUGGGGACGCUGAAUUGAAGAAAGACUAG